Messenger RNA from Candoia aspera, 691 nucleotides. RefSeq names its product small serum protein 2-like. The record is from RefSeq and is a predicted model, not a curated record. The transcript has 4 exons. The coding region runs from base 16 to 624 and encodes 202 amino acids. Lineage: Eukaryota; Metazoa; Chordata; Lepidosauria; Squamata; Candoiidae.
AUUCUUCUGAAACUGAUGAAAUACUUUUCGUUUAUCACAUCUACCAAACAAACACCAGCUAUUUGUGAAGCAAAUGUUUUCCUUCUGGCAGUGGCUAAUUUAGCAGAAUGUUCACCCAGAAAAUUUUUUGGAAAGUGCUCAAGGGGCGGUCUCGGUUCUUACAUUGCCUUCUUGGACAUCUGUAUAAAUUGGAGGAGCAGAUGUCCUGCCGACCUCAGAGAGAAGGGCUACUCCUGGUCACAGAAGUCACUCCUCCUGACCAAGAGUUUCUGGACAUUCCCCAAAGCCAGGAUGAGAGUCUUCUUCAGCCUGAUGAUCUUCUCUUUCACGUUGGCUACAUGUGAAAGAGCUUGCUGGUUUAAAGAGCAUCAACUGGAGGUUAGAGAUGGUCAAGAGGUGAGGCCAAAUACAUGCACUGAUCCGCAUGAUAAUACAACACAUCUCAUUCUAUCCACCUGGAAUACAGCUUAUUGCUUGAGAUGUGAGUGCCGUAGAGCUGGGAGGAUCUGCUGUGAGAGAUUUCCUGAUAUUGCAGAAAAAGAAGGAUGCAAAUCAGUGGCUAAUACAGAAACCUGUGAAUAUGAACUCUAUAGUCUUGAUGACCCAUCGAAGCGCUGUUCCUAAGCUUGGAUUCUCAUCUCUUGGAUUCUCAUCGAGGAACCUGAAUAAAUCUCUCACAUGAGCAUCUUAA